AAAACUUCCAGCAAACGGCAAAUUUUUCCUCUUGAAAGAUGUGUAAUACUGCCUGUGGUUCGGUGUCGUAUGCCCUGGCCUACGGUCCAGUGGGUCCCGCCCUGCCCGCAAUGAACUACAGCAACUGCUGUUGUGGCCCCUGCCCACCCUGCGGGCCCUGGACCUGUCCGCCCAACCGCUGCUGUGGCUGCGGCGAGUAUGGAUGCUUUGGACCCUACUACUAAGGAGAAGACUCGAAGCGUUGCAGAAGGAUUCUCGGAGCAAAACGAAGUGGAAAUACCUCGCGGAAUUAGAGGAGCAAAGAUUUGUUUUCUUGCUUUUAUACAGCUGUCUAUACAAUAAAUUAUAAUGUAUUGAAAAU
Molecule: messenger RNA, 361 nt
Organism: Drosophila subobscura
Lineage: Eukaryota; Metazoa; Arthropoda; Insecta; Diptera; Drosophilidae
Product: male-specific sperm protein Mst84Dc
Exons: 2
Coding region: 39-224 (61 amino acids)
Source: RefSeq, a predicted model, not a curated record